CCAACUAUCAAUCAGUCCAUCAUGAAAGAAACGAACCAACGGUGCCUUGACUUUCACAGCUCCAUAAUAACAAUCCUCCUCUUUGCUCCAACUCCACUUCUCUUAUCGUUCACACAAAAUUAAAAUUCCAAAAGAAGAAAGAAGGGGGAAGAAACGAUGGUGAUCUCAAGCACCGAUCCCGCCGCGGAACAGCAGGUUUACAUCAGUACUUUUGCUUCCAGAUAUGUCCGUCAGUCUCUUCCUAGAUUCAAGAUGCCAAACAGUUCAAUGCCCAAGGAAGCAGCAUAUCAAAUAAUAAAUGAUGAAUUGAUGCUUGAUGGAAAUCCAAGGUUGAACUUGGCAUCAUUUGUGACCACAUGGAUGGAGCCUGAGUGUGACCAACUCAUGUUGGCUGCAAUAAAUAAGAAUUAUGUUGACAUGGAUGAAUACCCUGUUACCACUGAGCUCCAGAAUCGAUGUGUAAACAUGAUUGCAAACUUAUACCAUGCUCCGAUUGGGGAUGGUGAGACAGCAGUUGGUGUCGGGACCAUUGGUUCCUCUGAGGCAAUAAUGCUGGCAGGAUUAGCUUUUAAAAGAAAGUGGCAGCAAAAGAGAAAAGCACAAGGCAAGCCCUAUGAUAAGCCCAAUAUAGUCACAGGGGCAAAUGUGCAGGUUUGCUGGGAGAAGUUUGCUAGAUACUUCGAGGUUGAGCUGAAGGAAGUGAAGCUGAAAGAGGGAUAUUAUGUGAUGGAUCCUGUAAAAGCAGUUGAAAUGGUUGAUGAAAAUACCAUUUGUGUUGCAGCCAUUUUGGGAUCUACCCUGACUGGGGAGUUUGAGAAUGUUAAGCUCCUUCAUGAACUUCUCACCAACAAGAAUAAGGAGACUGGUUGGGACACCCCAAUACAUGUUGAUGCUGCCAGUGGAGGAUUCAUUGCUCCUUUUGUUUACCCAGAUCUUGAGUGGGAUUUCCGCCUACCAUUAGUAAAAAGCAUCAAUGUCAGUGGCCACAAGUAUGGCCUUGUAUAUGCUGGUGUUGGUUGGGUUGUGUGGAGAACCAAGGAAGAUUUGCCUGAGGAGCUUGUCUUUCACAUCAACUACCUUGGAUCUGACCAGCCCACUUUUACCUUAAACUUCUCUAAAGGCUCUAGUCAAAUUAUAGCUCAAUAUUAUCAGCUUAUUCGGCUUGGCUUUGAGGGGUACAAGAAUAUCAUUGAAAACUGCAUUGAGAAUGCAAGAAUUCUGAAGGAAGGGAUAGAGAAAAUAGGACGGUUUGAGAUUGUCUCCAAAGAUGUGGGUGUUCCCCUUGUGGCUUUUGCUCUAAAAGACAGCAGUAAACACACUGUAUUUGAGAUAUCUGAGAACUUGCGAAGGUUCGGUUGGAUCGUUCCAGCUUAUACAAUGCCUGCAGAUGCCCAAAAUGUUGCUGUUCUCCGUGUUGUUGUUAGGGAGGACUUCAGUCGCGGCCUGGCAGAGAGACUUGUCUCACAUAUUGAGCUGGUUGUGAAGGAACUAGAAUUGCUUCCAAGUCGUACGGCCAUUGAAGUUGCGCAUGUUGACUCCGUGCAAGAAGAAAAUAGGGGUGCAAAGUCUGCUAAAAAGACUGAGAGAGAGAUUAUAAAAGAGGCUGCCAGGACCUGGAGGCGUUUUGUGAAUGCCAAGAAAACAGGGGUGUGUUAAGACCCUACAAAUCUGUGUUCUACAAUAUUAUGUGUUAGCCAUGUUGGAUAUUAAUGGAUUGCUGGGGCAAUAUCUAUUUUACUCUUUGAAACUGCAGCAUUACUUAUAUUGUAAUUUCAUUGUGUUAUGCAUGUAUAAGAGUGGUAUAAGUUUUUGUGUAUGUAGAAUAUUAUGUUCAAAUUAAAUAAUAUAUGGAUUUUGUCGUCUUGGUUGGUUGCUUAA
Molecule: messenger RNA, 1878 nt
Organism: Theobroma umbraticum
Lineage: Eukaryota; Viridiplantae; Streptophyta; Magnoliopsida; Malvales; Malvaceae
Product: glutamate decarboxylase-like
Biological process (GO): L-glutamate catabolic process
Cellular component (GO): cytosol
Molecular function (GO): glutamate decarboxylase activity; pyridoxal phosphate binding
Source: RefSeq, a predicted model, not a curated record